AUUCUGAUUCUCGGAUGACGGCAACCGAAAAAACAGAGGCUUAUAAUUAAACAGCGUUAUUUUGGAAAGCCAUGGCGGAUAGCGGCGUGUUCAGGCUGGCGUCUUCAGCAAUAGACCACGAAGGAAGAUUGCCAAGAAAGUACACAUCAGAAGGGCAAGGGGCGCAGAAGAACAAAUCUCCGCCGUUGGAAUGGUACAAUCUGCCUGAAGGGACCAAGACCCUGGCUCUUGUGGUGCAGGACAUUGACGCGCCGGACCCCAGCGGACCCAUCGUGCCGUGGACCGUGUGGGUGGUUGUGAACAUACCGCCCACCUUGAAGGGCCUGCCCGAAGAUUUCUCUGGGAACCAACAGGGGCUCGGGGGUGAUUAUGCGGCUAUACAAGAAGGCAACAAUGAUGAAAAGGUCCCUGGUUGGCGUGCUCCCACUUUGCCCUCACAUGGCCACCGCUUCGAGUUCAAGCUCUAUGCUUUAGACGACCACUUGAACCUCGGCAAUAAGGUGACGAAGGAGAAGCUGUUAGACGCAAUAGAAGGGCACGUGCUGGGGGAAGCAGUAUUAAUGGCGGUCUUCUGAUCACGUCACAUUCAACUUUUUGUACUCUUUUUCCCUUUUUGUCUUAUCUGAAAUGGAGAAUUGCACCCAAAAAAAAAAAAAAAAAGAAAGAAAGAAAGAACACUGUAUUUUGUA
Molecule: messenger RNA, 689 nt
Organism: Benincasa hispida (wax gourd)
Lineage: Eukaryota; Viridiplantae; Streptophyta; Magnoliopsida; Cucurbitales; Cucurbitaceae
Product: PEBP (phosphatidylethanolamine-binding protein) family protein
Source: RefSeq, a predicted model, not a curated record